AGCACCUGGUCAUCUCACACAUCAGAUUCUCUGACAAUAAGUUAUUCAACCACUCUGAUGCUCUUUAAGUCAGCUUUUGUCCAGCCCUGUGUAAACUUUCAGGAUUUUUAACACAAGUUUGAAACUCAACCAGACGUGUGAUUUUCUCAGUGUUGGAGGUUAGACUAAGUUACUGCCUGCUCUGGCUUUUCUACCUUCACUGAUAUGGUGACGCACAACUAGGAACAGGAUGUGUGUGUAUGGGAGGAUUUGUACAGAGGUUGAACACAGAUGGAUGUUUGUGCAUUGAUACCAGUGUUUUACUGAAGACUACAGGAUGGAAUCCAUCUCUCAGAGCCUGCAAGAUCAGAUCUCAGAGCUGCUGAAGCCUCACAGAGUCUGUCUGGUGACGCCCGUGGUUCUGAACAACUCCACUCAGACAUGUGGGAGAUCGUCCGACACGUUUGUGGUACUGAGUCUGUGGAGAGGUUACCUGGUCGUGAACAAGCAGCCUGUCAGGGUGGAGAGCACUUUCAGCUACAUAGAGGUUUGCUCCAUCCACAUUCACGGUCUCACAAAGAUUGUGUUGGAGACAGACAGGCAGACUCUGUCUUUCAGCGUAUGGCAUGUUGAGGAUCUUGAGGCCAUGGUCGCUCACAUGACUGCUUCACUGAAGAGGAUCUUCCCUGAUUCAUCCCCAGGAAAGCUAUUAAAGACGAUUCCUGCAGACCUCCAGCAGAGACUCAUCACAUUGACUGCUGUGAUAGAGGAGCAGAUGAACAGUCAGCCUGGCUGCUGUGGAGGAUUCUCUGAUACCUAUGCUGCUCUAUGUGAUUUCAAUGAGAUGCCAUUUAUAGAGGAGAUUCAGUGGGAUGUUGACAACAUCUACUCCGCCCACAACUGGAGACAGUUCAACCUGCACGACUUCAGCCACUUAGACAGCAGAGAUUUGGCGUUAGCAGUAGCAGCUCUGUCCUUCAACCACUGGUUUACCAAGAUCUACUCCAAAGAUCUCAAGAUGUCAGUAGAUGUCCAGAAGCAGCUGACUUUCCUGCUCUCCAGGUCUCCCAGUGUGGAGGAGCUCUCACUGGAGGCCAGUGGACUCAAACUUGACUUUGCAGUCAAAAUGGCCUCUGCCCUGCGUGAGCACGCCUGCUCUACCCUGCAUUCCAUCAACCUCUCAGACAAUCCAAUCGAAGACAAAGGUGUAAUAGCUCUCAGUCAGGAGCUGGGGAAUCUACCUAAAGGACUCAAGCACCUUUCUCUGUCCAGAGUAUCAAUGACUGCAAGAGGUAUGGGCUGUCUGAGUCAGCUGUUAUGCUCCAGUCAGCUCUUCUCCGCCUCUCUGACCCACCUUGAUCUGUCUGCUAACCCCACUACCCUGGUUACUGAGGAGGCCAUGUUUCUCUUCAGGUUCCUUUCCAGCCGUAACUCUCUGUGUCACCUGGACCUCAGUGAUACCAGCUGUCCCCUUGACACGUUAUUUGUGUCGCUCUCCUCUGGCUGUUGUUACAAACUGAUGCACCUGAACCUUGCCAGGAAUCCUUUCAGCCACAGAAAGGUGCGAGGGGUGACCAGGAGCAUUGAAGAGUUCUUCAGUCAAAGCUGUGGGCUGAAAUAUGUGAACCUUUCUGUGACCAAACUACCUCCACAAGCUCUCAGGUUAUUACUACAGGGCCUGGCAACCAACACCCAUCUCUCUGGUCUGGAGUUGGACCUUAGUAGCUGUGAGCUACGUUCUGAAGGGGCCCAGGUCAUACAAGAGCAUAUCUAUGAAGCUACUGCUAUCAAAAGUCUGGAUAUCUCUGACAAUGGUUUUGAAAAUGACAUGGUGACUCUUGUCCUGUCUCUUGGUCGUUGUCGCUCUCUUCAACGUCUUGCUUUAGGGGGGAACUUUGCCAUGAAGUCCAGAGCUCUCACUGAUGUUCUUCAUCGUAUAGCUCAGCUCAUUCAGGAUGAAGAGUGUACCUUGCAGUCUCUAUCAGUGUGUGACUCCAAACUGAAGAUUGGGAUGCACAUUCUGCUGAGCGCUCUGGGAGGCCACACAGCUUUGGCUGAACUAGACAUCAGUGGAAACAACAUCGGAGACACUGGAGCCAAAAUGCUGGCUAAAGCCCUGAUGAAUAACACUAGACUGAGGUCUCUGACAUGGGACAGAAACAAUGUCACUGCCAGGGGUUUCCAGGAUGUGGCAGAUGCGUUGGAAAGGAACUUCACUCUGCAGCAGGUGUCUCUGCCUAUGGCUGAUAUCACACAGAGUUACCGCAGUGAUCCUGACAGAACAAAAGAGGCCUUGCACAAGAUUCAACAGUGUUUGGACAGAAACAACCAGAAACACUUUAACAGGGUGGAACUUCAGCGGGGGUUUGUAUCUCAACAAUCAGAAAGGCUGGUUCAUGGUAUGUGUCGGCAGCUGGAGGACAGUCUUCAACAAUUAAACCCCUGCAGCAUUCAGGAGGCUCAGGCUGACAUCCUAACAGCCCACGAUGUGCUGCACAAUGCCAGAGAGUCGUGCAAGGUGCUUCCCUCUCUGUAUGAGGCAGGAAGGACAUGUGCCUCUCAUGGAGACUUUGUGAUCAGCAUCCUCACUAACACUGCAGCUGCAGUGACAAAGGAGUUCACUCUAAGCAUUGAGGAAAUGGCUCAACGCCUGAUGAGGUGCGCAGGGGAAGUGUGUCCACGUGUAAUCCAGCGGUCAAGUGUGAGUGAGUAUCUUUCAGACGAGUGUGUGUCCAAAAGAAGGACACUGACACACAUGUUUCUGAGAAGCACUCUGGUGGAGAACACACGGAAGAUCAUCAUCGACAGACUGAGUGAACUAAGACAAACAUUGAGUGUCUCUUUGGCUGAAAGCAUCAUAGAACAAGUACUAAAGGAUCUGACAGUAGCACAGGAUACCAUGGAUUGUCUAAUAAAAGAACGCUCAUGCUGUGCUCUUCGACUCAACACCCCAGAGCUCCUUCUUGGUGACUGUGACUUACCAACUGAUGAUUACAGUCCAGCGUUUUGGAGAAAUAGCUUCAACUCCAAGAGCCUGAGACCUGCUUCUUCAAUAAAGAGAGCCAGUGUCAAAAGUAGAGAAUGAGGCCAGUGAGGGGAUGGGCCGAGUGGAUGAAGGAGUAGAGGAGUUCUUCACAAAGAAAAUCCUCCCUGACUAUGCACUAAAAGGCCGGUGGGAGGAGUCAAACCCUGCCCAAGUCACUCCCCCAGAAUCAAGUUCCACCCCCACUGCUUCAACCCCCUUUUCCUCUUCGUCUGAGAAUAUCACCUCCUCUAUAACCACCACCUUCACCUCUCCCUCUGUCCCAUAUACUGACACAUCCUUUACAUCCACUGAUGUUCCACCCCUUUUUGCAUCCUCCAUUACCCCCACACCCUCUUCUGUAACCACCAACACUGCAAUUCCUACCAAAAACAUCAAGAAAAAGUUUGGUGAUUUCUUCGUUUUCAAGAGGGCUCGGGCUGGCCGAGUCACCAAGGCACGAGGGGGAGAGGGAGGAGGAGGAGAGGGGGUGAAGGUCAAAAGGACCUCCAUUGCAGACCUUAUUCGACCCCUCCGCGAGGCCAAAGAAAGGGAGAGAGAGAGGGAGAGGGACAAGGAGAGAGAAAAGGAGAGAGAGGCAAGUUCAGGGAUGGAUGCUAAUGUUUCUGAUGAUGCCACCACUACAGAAGGAACCAUUCCCACAAGCCACCAUGUUAUAGGAGAUGCAAGGGAAGUGAUGGCACCUGCCAAUACAUUAACCACAACGCCUCCCAGUGAGACCAGUCCUUCUUACCCCACCAUCAGCCCUGACCCCAUUGGUGCUACGCUUUCCAACCUAGAAGAAGAGGCAGUGUUGUCAGGUUGCACCCCCAGCCCCAUUGUCACAUCCCCCUUAACUGAGCAGGAGAGAAGUAGUGUGCUGACGAGAGAGAUGAAGUUGGGAGGGACCCCAUAUGGAGAGAGAGGACUGAAGGCCACCAAGAGGUCACUGAGAGAGGGCAAGAGUCAGAGUCUCAUCCUGCUGACCGGACUGGAGCCUGAAGACAAGGAUAAUAUACACUGUAAGAAACAUGCAUCUGAGAGCAUCCCCAGCUUUGAGCAGAGACUUCAAGUGAUGCUGCACAGAAUGGGUGUGGCCAAGACCAGUUCUGCUGACACCAAAACUAACAAAGACGAGGAGCUGAGAAAGGCCAAUUCUGAAGGCGCUAUCCUGGAAAAACCUGAACCACCUCCCACAUACAAGAAACCCAGAACCAUGUCCACAUCAUCAGCAGACCCUAGGCAUCUUAUUAGCGUGCUGGACCCCAUCCGACCAGACCCUCCCCUUCACCUGAAGCCUAGUCUCCAUGAUCGCCCCUUUGGCUCCCUGCCACCCAAACCUGCCAUUGCAGCCAAACCUCCCCUCCCCAACCCGGCUGCUUCUGCAGGGGGAGGAGCUCGUCCAUCUUCUGCUCCUCCAUCCAGCAGUACGGCAGAAAGAGUCCCGCUCAGAGCACACACUCGUGAUGGCAGGCCAGGCGAGAGUGCAGUUCAGAAUGGAGGCCAGGACGGUCCCCAGGGUGCAGCUUCAGCUCCGUCCCCCAGGAAAGAGCAGCUUCCUCCAUCCCCAUCUCCAUGGAGGGGUCCCAGUGCACAGGAUCGCCAGGAGAAAGCACAAUCAGUGACAGACGAGUGUCUUCCCAAGCCACGCCAACAUGUGAAGCCCCUUCCACAACGUAGAGCUGUGUCCGUCCAUGAAGACCCUCUGUCUAUGACACAAGAGCUGAAGGCGGUGUUACAGAGGUCCCCCAUCCGUUUCCGGGGAAACAGAGGAGACUUACCCACCUGCACUGAAGAUCCAUCCAGUGCAGAAGAAGCACAAAGAGCUCCGGAAGCCAGUGACACAGGAAAAGAGACAGCUGAAGAAAAAAAGGACCAGAAGGAGGAGCUGAAGUCACAGAAAGGUGGCGGGACGAUAGCUGAUGCAAAGCACCCCUCUCCAGAAGAGGAAGAAGCCCUAGGCUCAGGGUGUGCAUCCUCUACAGCUCAGACUCAACAAGGAGUAUCAGCACCUCAACUCUUCACUCCAGCCGCAGCCCUCAACAAAGCUUCAUCCACCCAGGAGAGGCCUCCAGCACGAACCCCAAUGCUGGAAAAGCCUCCUGUAACCUCCACAACCCAGAAAAAGAGCCCCAGCACAGCCCCAACUUUCGACAAACUGCUUGUGUGCCCACCACUCCAAGACAAGACCUCCAGCACAACCCACAAGAAGAAGAGCCCUGGCAUGGCACCAGCUACAAAGAAUCUUGGAAACAGCACAGAGGAGAGAGGAGAGGCGCUCCUUAAACAGCACACAAUGAAGGCAGAGCCUGCAGACCAAAGAACUGAGCCCCCUUUGUCUGAAUAACACACAACAUUGACUUACCCAAGGAGAAAAGACACACCUCGGAGAGAGAGGGAGGAGGGUGCUGUGACAUGACUGAGAUAAGGAAAUGCAAGGGCACAUGAGUUCUGAGAGAAACACUCUGUGGAAAAAAGCUGCUGGGUCCCACAUCAUUAGUGUUUUCCUGAGAACUAGAUAUUAUUUAGUGAACACGGUUGGUGCUUGUUUAAAUGCUAGCCUACAGCUAACAUCCCAUUUAACAACACAUUUAGAGUGUGUAGUCAUCAACAUGUUAGGUUUCAACACAAAUACACAAAAAUCGCCUGCUUAUAUAAAUUAGAUCAUUAUGACAUAAUAACAGGUUUUCAAGGUCCAUUAUGUAAUUUAUUUCUUCUCACUUUACCUUCUUACUUUCUUUUACUUCCAGGUUUGUCUUCGAUCCACACUGCUGUAUUUUAUUUUGACUUACUUCCAAGUGAUUAAAUGACAAUUAGACCCAUUAAGCUAAUUUUUAAUUGGGUGUUUUUGUUAAAUGUUUAAAUCUUAAUGAGUCAAAAAAUAUUGAUUGAAUGGUGCUCUCUCUCUCAAUCCACUGUUUCUUUUUUGUCAAUGGACUGAUAUUCAGGUUGAUGUUUGCUGUUUAGGAUGUGUAAUCUGGUUUGGAACUUUCUAUUACUACUUAGGCCCUGCACUGUUCAUCACAGUCUCUAACAGCUUCCGUACUGGCAGGCAGAAAAUAAACAUUCUGUCCUGCUGACAAACGGACAUAUUACUCCCUCAUGAGAUAAAAAAAUUACAUUUGCACUACACAAUUCACACAUGCAGUGGCAUGAAUGUAAUUACAGUACAAAACCCAUAGUAACAUUUAUUCACAUAAAAAUGUACAUCAUCAGUUGGAUUUAUGGAUAUAAGCAAACUGCUGAGGGAGAUGAGGUAAAGUUACAUAAGAAAGAGUUCAGUUUUCAGGUACAUGAACAUGCAGGCUUUGUAACUGUUAACAGCUCUGGUGAGAUGAGCUGGAAAUGGAUUAACAAUGAAUUAGCCACAGUUUUUUUAAGCUUUUACACUUAUAGAUGCUGCAUGGUGGCAGACUGCAGGACUUCAGCAGUUCACAAGGACAGUUCCCUGUCGCUUGUUUGACUUAAUCCGUCACUCAGACCAUCAUGAAUCUGAUUUGAAAUACAUUUUCCUCAUGUACCAGAGCAACCGACUGAUAAAUUCAAGGUUUUUAAACACCAACAACCUGCUUUCAUGGAAAUCCCCAAAGUUUCAUUCUUUGGCUUUUAUUUCAGUCAGUCCAUUUACAAUACUAUAAAUAGCCGUGUCAGUCAUCACAAAAGGGGAAACUUUGAAUCAGAAGCACGGCACAAAAACUACCCACUUCGAGGUUUGGUACUUUGGGCUAAGAGUAAACAACAUAAAUAUAAGGUUUUGUCUCCACCAGAUAUUUGUCAUUUUAUGAUACAUACCAGACUUCGUUACUACAGAACCGGCUCUAAACAUGCUCCAAAGAAUAUUUAUAAUUCCAGAAGUUGACCACAUUUUUGGGUUGUUUUCAUUUUUUUUUUUUUAUUAUUUCAAAUCAAUUUCCUCUACACUACUUAUUAAACUCCACAAUAUGCCAACUAUGUAGUAAAAUAUUCAAAUUUAGCUUUUGCCUUGUUAAGAUGUUUUCACAUUAAGUCUUUGGAUCUUCAGAUGAACAAAUGGAACGCUCUUUCUGAUUCAGUCACUGUCGCUAAUUGAAGUCAGGUUCAUUCAUUCCAUUUGACAACUAUAAGUAUGUCCAUCAUAUCACAGGGAGGAGAGUAUAAGUAUGAUCAGAUGUAGUGUAAGAUAAGAAUCAGUGUAUUCAGUCUAUCGAAGUGUCAGGGUGGUUGUUGAGAAUGGUGCGUGUUUUGUGAGAGCAGACCUCAGUUCCCCUCUCAAUGUUGUCAGCGACCUGAGCCUCCGUCUCAUCCUGGGGUAGAGUUUAUUUUCUACUGUCAUGUUUAUCUUUGCCUUGCACACACAGGAUAUGUACAAAACUACUUAAGCAAACAAAAAGUUAUGAAAGUUAUGAACAGAGUUUUAAUCCAUACCUAUACUUAUAAUUAUUAAAAGUUGAUAGAGAUGUGUCAAAA
Molecule: messenger RNA, 7447 nt
Organism: Pleuronectes platessa (European plaice)
Lineage: Eukaryota; Metazoa; Chordata; Actinopteri; Pleuronectiformes; Pleuronectidae
Gene: carmil2
Product: capping protein regulator and myosin 1 linker 2
Biological process (GO): regulation of Arp2/3 complex-mediated actin nucleation; cell migration
Cellular component (GO): plasma membrane; lamellipodium
Molecular function (GO): protein binding
Source: RefSeq, a predicted model, not a curated record